CAUCAGACCGUGACUGUAUCCUCCCAGCAGCUGCGCUGUGAGAGCCGCCAGGCGCUUCUCCUGUCACGGUCAUCCUUUCUGUACACCCCUUCAAACAAUGUUAUCUAUAUUCCACACGGCUAAAAACCAUCCAUUGACCGCUGAAUUCAAAGCUUUGUAUUGACUCCACCAUCUACAGGUUUGCCAUGGCGACGGUGGUGAUGGAGCAGAUCGGUCGCCUGUUCAUCAACGCGCAGCAGCUGCGUCAGAUCCCUCAGCUGCUGGAGUCGGCCUUCCCCACGCUGCCGUGCACCGUCAAGGUGUCCGACGUGCCCUGUGUGUUCCGCGAGCGCCACAUCCUCACCGGCUACCGCCAGCCGGACCAAAGCUGGCGCUACUACUUCCUCACCCUCUUCCAAAGGCACAACGAAUCCCUCAACGUGUGGACCCACAUGCUGGCCGCCCUCAUCAUCCUGGUCAAGUGGCAGGAGAUCUCCGAGACGGUGGACUUUUUGCGAGACCCUCACGCUCAGCCCCUCUUCAUCAUCCUCCUGUCGUCCUUCACCUACCUCUCCUUCAGCGCGCUCGCUCACCUCCUCUCCGCCAAGUCCGAGCUCUCCUACUACAGCUUCUACUUCCUCGACUACGUGGGCGUGGCCGUGUACCAGUAUGGCAGCGCCCUGGCGCACUACUACUACGCCAUAGAGAAGGAGUGGCACACCAAAGUGCAAGGAGUCUUUUUGCCCGCCGCAGCGUUUCUGGCCUGGCUCACCUGCUUCGGCUGCUGCUACGGCAAGUAUGCGAGCCCCGACAUGCCCAAGUUCGCCAUCAAGCUGUGCCAAGUGGUGCCGUCGGCCCUGGCUUACUGUUUAGACAUAAGCCCCGUGGUUCACCGUAUCUACACCUGCUACCAGGAGGGCUGCUCCGACCCGGUCGUGGCAUACCAUUUCUACCACGUGGUCUUUUUCCUAAUCAGCGCCUAUUUCUUCUGCUGCCCGCACCCGGAGAGCUUGUUCCCUGGCAUGUGUGACUUCAUCGGGCAGGGCCACCAGAUCUUUCACAUAUUCGUGGUGGUGUGCACCCUGAUGCAGAUCGAAGCGCUGAGAACGGACUUCACGGAGCGCCGCUCCUUCUACGAGGGCCUCCACGGCGAUCUCGCACACGACGCGGUGGCGCUCUUCAUCUUCACGGCCUGCUGCUGCGCCCUCACCGCUUUUUACGUGCGCAACCGUAUCCGUGCCUCGCUGCACGAGAAGGAGGAGUAAGAGGGGGAAAAAAGAAAAGUCCAAUAUAUUUUACUCUAAAGUGACCAUUCAUUAAAAUAACUCCAAUGUAUUUGUCAAUGAAAGUUAUGAAUUUAUGAGAGUGAUUUUUGCAUUAUUUCCUCUGUAUGUGAUCUGCCAAACUCCAGUGAGCUAACAAAAUAUGUAAAAGUAAUUAAUGGUGUGGCUUUGUGACUUGCAAUGAAGACGAGGGAUUCUUGUAGUUUUGUCUGUAGCAAUGCAGGUAGUUCUUCAACAGGGCAACGAUUCCCCUCAUCUCGACUCUGCUCUUUAGAAGUCUGUUUUUAGUCAUCGUCUCAAAGAAUGUGGUUUUACUUCACAAGACAAAAAUACACUUUCUGUCAAGGUGAGCAGAAAAAUGAAGUUUCUUAAAAUGCCUUUUACCCAAAUGUUUUUACAACAAUCAGACUGUCAAAUUUUAGCAUUUCAAAUGAUGAUACGUGUAUUUGCAGUAUCUUUUACAAUUUACAAUCCCAUAACACUUUGUAUAUUUAAACCAGAUCAGUUCAGAUCCAAUUGAAAUUGCUGGUCUUAACAUCAAUUUCUGGCACCUUUUUAAUUCUGACCCUCUAUUCAAUGAUUUUUUGCCAUUUUUUAUUAUCAAGGCGCUAACACAUAUGUUUGAAGAUCUUUGGGGGAAGUUAAAAAAAACCUCAAUUUAAGAACCAAAUAUUGUACCUCUAUUUAAAAAAAGAAGGAUAUAUUUUUUGGUGAUAAUUCUGUUGAACUAUGUUGCAAAUGAGGCUGGCACUCAGUAUUGGUAAAGAGAUAAAUGGAAGAUUACUGAUGUUUAGACGGUGUUAAUCUUUUUUUUAUUCAAAGGGCUGAAACUUCAGCUCUUGCCUUUUCACACCCUCAUGAUGUCAAAAGCUUUUGCGCUCAUUGUUUUCGUUGUCGUUUGAUCCGUUUUGACACACAAAAGCCACCUGGCUGGUGUUCUGCUUUCGGUAUGUAUUUUGUUUUGUAUGAUGAAUAUGUUGUGCCUCUAUGCAUGUCUUUUGGUAUAUAGUGUGGAAAUUAAGUUUGUGAAUGUCUAUAAAAGCUUAGCCUUGCACAUGUUUCUUACCCUGUAAAUAAGCUGUAUUUCUCUCCACCUGAUGGCACUCCGAACCGAAUGCAUCUUUCCUCCUCGCGUGGAAUACACAACAUUCCUGUUAUGAUGCAUCUGUUCAGAGAGGGUUGUGUUCAGUGUCCAGCUACCUAUCAGUCUUCAAAUGACUAUGAAUACAGCAUUUCAUUCUGCUGCACUGUUACAUUGACGAGCCGUUUUUUUUUUCCUCUUAGUUUCACGACUUUUGUUAUGAAAAGUUCACACAGGUACGGAACACUGAUAUUGUCGCUUAGGUUUUUACCUCAAAAAACUCUUUAAAUGUCAGAAAUGAUCAAUCUCCAUUAGAGCACUCUGUUUAUGAUGGGGUUAAAUGUGCCAAUGAAUCUGUUAUUGCUUCAGUGAAGGUACUAAAAGAUGAAUUCAGAGACAGACUGUCAGAAGUGGAUGUAAUUGAUGUCUUGACUGCGAACACUUUACCUGUGAGAUUUAACCUUAACGCCCCUAAAAAAGGAAAAUGUUCACCUUGGCGUUACUGACCUGGUCUCAUCAUGCACUGCCUGAAAUCAACACUGUAAAUAUACUGUAGCUGGCAGCACUGGCUAUGUUUACAUGCAUGGAGGUAUCUGCUGUCAAUGUGGUUAUUCUGGUUUUGUGGGGAUUCUUGCAAAUGUCAGCAGAAUAACCUGGAGGAACAUGUUCCAGACGUCUCCCUGGUUGUAAAACAAAAUUGAGGCUUUCAUUUACAUGGCUAAAUUUGUUCAUGUAGUCAGAGGCUAAUGAAAUCCGAUUGGCGAGUUAAGCCCGCAAGCCUCUCAGGAGCCACGCCUAGAACAUGAGAUUAUAAUCCCGACCAGCAAAAGAACCCUCACUGCGGGUUCAGUUCUGUCCCCCCGUGUUGACGAUAACCAAAAGUGUUGAAUCAGGAAGUGGGCAGUGAUGUCUUCUUUGCUAAAUGAAAUGUUUGUCGUAACAUGACAAACAUGGAUUAUCUAGGUUGAAUGCUAAUUAAACCGGACUAGGAUUAGAACUGGCCUGGGGCCAGCACUCUUUAGCCAAGACGUGAAUUUGUGUGUAAACGUAGCCUUUGAUGCCACUCAAAGUUUCCCUUUUAUGAAAGCAGGUGAGAGGGUCCAGAACGUCUUCCGCCUCUAAAAAUAAAAUCGUGACUGACUGUACUAAUAUUCUGUUGUAUUUAAGAAAAUAAAGUGUUUCAGUAAUCAAA
Messenger RNA from Pungitius pungitius (ninespine stickleback), 3535 nucleotides. It is a transcript of the gene paqr7b, whose product is annotated as progestin and adipoQ receptor family member VII, b. Gene Ontology annotation, cellular component: plasma membrane. The record is from RefSeq and is a predicted model, not a curated record. Gene Ontology annotation, molecular function: nuclear steroid receptor activity; steroid binding. Gene Ontology annotation, biological process: response to steroid hormone. The coding region runs from base 186 to 1244 and encodes 352 amino acids. NCBI's taxonomy places the organism in Eukaryota, Metazoa, Chordata, Actinopteri, Perciformes, Gasterosteidae. The transcript is spliced from 2 exons.